Molecule: messenger RNA, 875 nt
Organism: Thunnus maccoyii (southern bluefin tuna)
Lineage: Eukaryota; Metazoa; Chordata; Actinopteri; Scombriformes; Scombridae
Gene: il17a/f1
Product: interleukin 17a/f1
Exons: 3
Coding region: 36-560 (174 amino acids)
Biological process (GO): inflammatory response
Cellular component (GO): extracellular region
Molecular function (GO): cytokine activity
Source: RefSeq, a predicted model, not a curated record
AAGAACCGAGGACGUUUGAACUAAUCACCAUCAGCAUGUUUUCAACGUCAAACUCCUGCAAAGUGACGGCUGCCUGUAUGGUAGCGAUGAUGAUGAUGGCGAUGAUGAUGGCGGAGGUGACAGCCCGGCCGAAAGGAGGCAGCCAAUCGAAACACCAAACAAAGGGACACAAGAAGUCCUCUGAUGAUGCAGCAGUCGAAACCAUGGAAACCGUCCCCCUGCAGCUCGACCCGAACACUAUGGUUCCCACCAGAAUCAUCAGACCGCUGGCGCUGGAGAACGCCUCCAUCUCCCCGUGGACGUACAACGUGUCCCAUGAUGCCUCUCUGCACCCUCCGCUGCUGUCGGAGGCUCACUGUUUGCUGCAAGGCUGUCUGGACAAGGAUGGCGUGGAGGACCUGAGCCUGGAGUCCAGACCCAUCCUGCGCCAGGUGCUGCUGCUGCGCCGGGUCAAGUCGAAGGAGGCGGGGUCAGAGCUCGGCUACCAUUACCGCAUGGAGUACCGCCUCAUGGCCGUGGGUUGCACCUGUGUCCGACCCAUCAUCCAACAUCAGGACUGAGACCUGAACCAGCUGCUGGGUCAGUUUGACUGAAAAUCAAAGUCAAAAGUCUAAAAAAUGAAGACAUCACACCAAAAUAUGUCUUAUUUUCAUUAUUAUUCUCAUUAUUUAAUAAUUCAAAAUACUCAAAAGACGCCUUGUUAGUCAGAAUUACUUGCAUCUCAUAAUUUAUACCUUCUGUUGUCACUAUUAUCAGCUCUUAUGAUGAAGUUUUAUUUUAUAAUUUCCGACUUUUCAUCAAUAUGUUUCAUAUAAUGUGCUCUAUUUAAGUUUAUUUAAAUUACAUAUUAUUUAAAUGUUAUGAUAUUGAUCCUC